Molecule: messenger RNA, 2063 nt
Organism: Manihot esculenta (cassava)
Lineage: Eukaryota; Viridiplantae; Streptophyta; Magnoliopsida; Malpighiales; Euphorbiaceae
Exons: 9
Coding region: 353-1714 (453 amino acids)
Source: RefSeq, a predicted model, not a curated record
AUUGUUGACGCAGCAGCAGCAGGAGGCUGUUUGAUAGAUUCGCAUUCAUUUUCCAUUUUGAUUCUUUGAAUAUAUUCUUCGUUCCGCUUGUUCCACCGCUUCACUGUUAUAAAAAUAGUUUAUUUAAAUAAAUUUGAAGAAAAAAAAAAUCACAGAUUACAAGAGCUUUUAAUAUUUAUAUUCAAAAAACCCUAAUUUAAAUAUUGUAGUAACAUUUUAAAGAGAAUAUAAAAUUAUUAAAAUUAUAUUAUAAAUUAAAGAUGUAGCACGUGUAUUAAUUGAGACAAACAAAUAUAUAUAAAUAUAUUUUUUAAUUGCGAUCAAUCUUAUUUCCCCUACUGAUACAUACAGGAUGGGCAGCAAUUGGCGGUGGAGAAGGUGGUUGCUGGUACUAUGUACAAUAAUUGUAAGCGGCGGCGCUUCUAAACCGGAAGAACCUCUCGUCACGCGAAUUGCUUUUGGAUCAUGCGCCAACCAAAGUGCCCCUCAGCCAAUCUGGAAUGCAAUAAUAGAUUUUGAUCCCCAACUUUUUAUUUGGCUCGGUGACAACAUUUAUGGAGACGUUAGACGCCCUUUUAAACUCUUCGGAAAGGAAAGGACAAUUGGGCCAUGGAAGAAUGUUCCCAGGUUUGUCCCUUCUUCUCAGCAGGAAAUGGAGUCCAGAUACCAUAAAGCUAAGACUAUUCCUGGCUAUUCUCGACUUCCACAGACUGCUAAGGUAAUUGGCACCUGGGAUGACCAUGAUUAUGGAUUAAAUGAUGCUGGAAAAGAAUUUAGUAGGAAAGUCAACAACCAGAGACUUCUCCUCAAUUUCUUAGAUGAACCUCAAGACAGUCCUCGGCGCAAACAGGAAGGUGUAUAUGCGUCUUAUAUUUUUGGCCCAACAAACAGGCAAAUUAAGGUUAUUCUCUUAGAUACAAGAUACCACAGAGACCCCUUGCGUAGUGAUGGAAGUGUGCUGGGAAGUUCUCAGUGGGCAUGGCUAGAGAAAGAGUUGAAUGGACCAAAAACAACCAUCACCAUUAUUGGAUCUUCCGUUCAGGUUAUAUCAAAUCUUUCAGCAACCACUGGUCCAUUGUUUUAUUUGGAGUCGUGGGGACGUUUUCCAAAGGAGAGGAAUCGCCUGUUUAAAUUAAUACUAGAUAGUAAGAGAGAAGGCAUCUUUUUUAUUAGUGGAGAUGUUCAUUUUGGAGAAAUCUAUCGGUAUGACUGUGCUACAGGAUAUCCACUGUAUGAUGUGACCUCAAGUGGACUUUCCCAAGCCGUUGAGAAGGCAGUUCCAGGGUCAUUAAGUUUAAUUGUGAGAUUCGUGGCAUGGUUGACACCAACUACAAUGAGAGUAAUGAACCAAAACUGCAGAUUCAGGUCAUGUACAUAUGGCCAACCCAAUUUCAGAGCAAUUGAAAUAGACUGGAGUACAACUCCUGUGACCUUGAAGCUUGAAGUGAGAGACGUGAAUGGAUACCCUGUGACUGGUGUAAAGUUUCCAUUGUUGGAGCUGCAAUCACUUAGCAUGAACUCUGUGCCAUCCAUUAAAUUAGGAACGCAUAGAAGGCAUUGUACUCUUGAAGUAAAUUUACCAUGGAUUGUCAGAUAUCGCCUGGCAAUUUUAUUUUAUUUCUCUGUGACUGUGUUGCUGCUUGCUGUGAUAGGACUAAUGUAUGCAUUUGUAUCAGCAUGCAGGCAAUGCUUCCCCAAGUGCAAGUUUGAUUGACUUGUGUCUUGAUGGUGACACCAAGCUUUUAGGAUGUAGGUUUUCUCAUCAGGAAGCUGAUUUGUUAUUUUGGUAGCAAAUGUUUGAGUCUUUUCUAAUAGAUUCAAGUCUUUUUCUACUGUUCCGCUGCACUGCGUGACAUUUUUCAAAGUCAAGCGAAAUAUUGCCACUGUUCUUCUCUCCUCUCUUUCACUUUAAUUGCUUUUUGGUGGUCAUCAGUUUUAUGGCGCAACAUGAGAUGAUCUUUGAAAUUGUAUGAUAUUAGAACUCCAUUGGCAUAAUUGCAGUAAACUUUUGAUUCCUGUGAGAAAUUUAUGUUUGCUGCUUAGCUCAGCGUACUAUUGAAUUU